Molecule: messenger RNA, 324 nt
Organism: Striga asiatica
Lineage: Eukaryota; Viridiplantae; Streptophyta; Magnoliopsida; Lamiales; Orobanchaceae
Source: the annotation of a GenBank genome assembly
AUGAAAUGUAUUAGCAGUUUGGACAACUAUGGACGUGUUGGAUCUGCCGAGCCCCAAGACUCCAUCUUCAAGUCCAAAAGUGCCCUGAGCAGAAUGGGUACAGCCGAACUUGAAAGCAGCGAAUGCAAUGUUUGGUGCAAUUGUAAGCGUGUCCUUGCUGAAGUCGCCACUGAUAUUGUUGGAAACGUAGUCUUUGAGAUGGUAGACGCAGUUGCCGGUUUUGGAGCAGGUGGGGCCAGAAGUGGUGUAGAAAUCCACGAUAGAGCAUUGAGUGGAGCUGCAGGGGAUGGGGGAGUAGGAAGUGGAUUUGGAGGGGUCGAAUAA